Cladophialophora immunda is the source of this 1577-nucleotide messenger RNA. RefSeq lists its product as uncharacterized. Gene Ontology annotation, molecular function: 1-alkyl-2-acetylglycerophosphocholine esterase activity. NCBI's taxonomy places the organism in Eukaryota, Fungi, Ascomycota, Eurotiomycetes, Chaetothyriales, Herpotrichiellaceae. Bases 202 to 1332 code for a protein of 376 amino acids. The transcript has a single exon. The record is from RefSeq and is a predicted model, not a curated record.
CUCAAAUACCGUUCCACCGACAUGCGUCAUGCUGGCUGCAGCAAUGGUACUGUGCCACUUCCACGGUUACAAAAAGCUGUUCCGUUUCCCAAUUAUAUAUUGACUUGAGAGCAUUUCUGCACUAUUUCCUGGCAGCAAGACUUCAUACAAAGACAUUUUGCUGAGUCCACCUUGGGUUCCUAAAUUCCACCUCCAGCUAACAUGGCGGUCUCUUUGCUCUUCUACUUUCUGAGCAUAGCUCUUGGGGCCUGGUGCCAAACGGUCGCUUUACCUCCUCCUCCAAUUUCCACCAAUGUCUUUGUCACAGCGUUCCCUCUAACCGACGCGUCUCGUGUUGACCCGUAUGCACCAUGCUGCAAUCAGCCUCGCCGCUUGAUGCUGUCCCUUUUCCAACCAACAAACUGCACCAAGACUCACGGAAUCCCGUAUAUGCCACCUGCAACGGCUGCCUUCCACGAUGCCAUGUUCGGUUCGUUUGGCAUACCAAAUGGAACCUUCGAAGCAUUCCGUCUCCAAACAUGUCCUUCGCCACCCAAAAACACCGACUUUCCCGUGUUGCUCUUCUCCACAGGAGCUGGAAGCUCUCGCCUGACUUACAACGUGCUCUGCCAGUGGGUGGCGUCGAUGGGGUUCAACGUUAUCUCGAUCGAUCAUACGUACGAUGCCGAGAUUGUGGAAUUUCCGGAUGGGACUGUCAUUCAGGGUGCCAACAUCACCUUGCCGGACGACCUGUCACAAGUUCUGUCACUCAGGGUUGCAGACAUCGGCUCUGUGCUGAACGCUUUGGCCAACUCGACCGUCACAAAGCAGCUUGGCAUUCCGUCUUUCAAGAUCAAGCAUGUGGGGAUAUUUGGGCACUCGCUCGGUGGCGCAACUGCUGCAAAUGCAAUGCUGGUGAAGCCGAGGCUUGCCAGCGGUCUGAAUAUGGACGGUAGUGUGUAUGGUCCAGCGAUGAACAAAACCGACAAAAAUCCGUUCACUAUUUUUGCGGCCCAAGGGCACAAUCAAAGCAUUGAUGCAACAUGGGCUGCCUUUUGGCAGGAGCUGAAAGGCUUGAAACUGCAACUCCAAGUUAACGGUACCGUGCAUGGGACAUUCACCGACUAUCCAAUCCUGGCCAAAAGCAUCGGGAUCAACUCAACUGUCCUUCCAGAGAUUGUGGAAUUGAUCGGGACCAUUGAUGGAGCCAGGAUGAUGAAUAUCCUCCGCAGGUACAUCAGCGGAUUUUUCCAGGAGACUCUGGAGUCGCAAAAGGUCAGACUCAUCGAAGGGCCGAGCUCCCAGUUUCCUGAGGUUUCAUUUGUGAACAUGUCUCUGAGUUCGCAGGCAUGACUGCUGGCAGCACAUAGUUCGGUGUCGUGGCGGUGCUUCACUGGGACCGGCCAGAUCUCCCCCAGUUCUCUGCCGAGCACACAAACUCAAGUACUCAGUAGUCUCAUGAGCGCUAGGUAGAAUAUCCCUGUGCAAGUUGGAGAUGGGGAUCGAAGCUUAACGGAUGCUGAGAGGAUUGGUUCGUAGAGCUUUGGGAAGUGUGUUUAUAGUUCUCCCACAGUCUCCAUCAAGUGUCAUUGCUAUCC